Molecule: messenger RNA, 1014 nt
Organism: Neospora caninum
Lineage: Eukaryota; Apicomplexa; Conoidasida; Eucoccidiorida; Sarcocystidae
Exons: 4
Coding region: 1-1014 (337 amino acids)
Source: RefSeq, a predicted model, not a curated record
AUGACGACUCCCGCACCGUUCAAAAUUUUCAAGGCCACGCCGCCGCCAGCGCCUGCCGGCCGGAAACCCAUCGGCUAUCGAGGCAACCACUGGCACAAGAAGGUUCUGUAUGACCCCGUCUACCCCACGACAAAGAUCCCCGCGGCUCUGGUUCCGCGCUAUCCGAUCGACUGGCGGAACGGCGGUCGCGCGUUGCUGAUUGCCGCGAUGUCGAAGCUGGAGAAUCCCUCCUCUCUGCAGCGGCGCAUCUUCCUGCGCGAAAACAGCCGAGACAGCCAAACUCCCCAGGCGCCCCUGUCACCCUUCCAGAACGCGUCGACCGCCUCCGGCGGCGGGGCCUACCUGGUCUCUUCUGUGGGGCGAAAGCGGAGCUACGUGGGCCGCAUCGCCGUCAGUCUCAUGGCGCGUCACCGCCAGAUUUGCGACUACCAACGAGUCGGCGGCUUCUGCUCGCCCAGAUGCUUCUCCGAAUGCUCCAAGGAACUGCGCCGCUGCCUCUGCGCGUGGCGAUGCAACGGAUUCCACGAACACGUGGUCCAAAUGGACGGCAUGCUCGGCGAAUACAAGGGCGAAGUCAAAACAGAGAAACCGCUCUUCAGCGUCCUCAGACGACAAGCGAGAAAAAACAGCGCGCCUUCGGAAGGCGUCGUGUUCAGUCCCUCGUCGGGAGCCUUCGAACGCGUCCGCCCCGCGCAGCACGCAGCCUUCGAGGCCUUCGACCGCCACGGGCCCGAAGGCCCCACGCAGAGGCCCGCGCCCCGCCGGGAGCCGCCGCUACCCUUCUACUCAGCUAGCCACGUGCCCGACGUCCCUCGGCCCCCGCCGCCCCAGCCGUUCACCGGGCCUCUCGAAGUCCGAGAAGACGACCUGCAGCGAGAACACAGCGUGGCGGAAAGCGAAGAGGAAAGCGACGAGGAAGAGAGCGGGCGAUGGAGGCGCGAGAGGUGGGGAAGAGACGAAGAAGAAAGCGACAGUGAGGAACAGAUCCGGGGGGCGACGGGGGCGCGCAGGUGA